Molecule: messenger RNA, 1335 nt
Organism: Fusarium vanettenii 77-13-4
Lineage: Eukaryota; Fungi; Ascomycota; Sordariomycetes; Hypocreales; Nectriaceae
Exons: 2
Coding region: 1-1335 (444 amino acids)
Source: RefSeq, a predicted model, not a curated record
AUGCCGACUCUUCUUCACGUGCUCACGAGGUCGAACGUCAAUGUCGACAACAGCCUCGUCCCCAGAGGUGGAAAUUCGACUGUCGACACGGAUGUUCAGGCGCCUGAGUCCUGGCGGCCGUGGCAAGGAUUCGAUUAUGCCACCUUGACGACAAUUUUCCGGCGUGAGCUCGACAAGGAGUAUGUGGGUGCAGCAAAGCCUGAGCCGCUGCCACAGGACCUGUGUCUUUUCAACGAGGAGACUCUCGAUGAUGUUUUGAGGAGGCGGGACGGGGUGCCGCAUUUUGGCCGAGGGAGCCGGUGCGGAACGACUUACAAGCCGGACUGGUCUGUCAUCUCCCCUCUUCGUCUGAGCCAGAACCAAUCCUUUGUCAACGUCCUUCCUGGAGACACCAAGCUCAGCAAGAAAUGGUGGCCUACAAUGGGAAGAGAGGGCGGCACCCGUUGGGCUGAGUGGCAGAAGGUCAUCACCCAGAUCGUCACCUACAUGGCUGACAACAACUCCCGAUAUGGCUUUAUACUAUCAGACGAGUGCCUUGUUGCCCUCAGGCUCACUCGUAAGCGUUCCCCUGAUACGUUGUUUACCGGGCGUGCCCCUCGGGCGACUGCCGGCCACGUCAGGUAUGCAUCUGACGCCUCGAUGGAGGACGGUUCUGUAUAUGAGGAUACCAACCCACUCCACUGGCAUUACGAAGACCCGGAGUACGUCACCGUUCCAUGGGGGGCACAUGGAUCGAAUCGGCUUACAACCAAGUUGACGCUCUGGUUCCUGGCUGUGAUGGCUACCAACGGCGACAAAUUCCUCGACUAUUCAUAUCCAGACCUGGAUAGCUGGCGCAGCACCGAAGACGGCUACUACAUCCAUAAUACGUCAGGCGCGAAGAAAUCCAGACUUUCCAGGGGAGAGCAGAUCCAGGAGCCCGAUCUUGGACAAGUGACGCAGAACUGGGACGGUACCGGCGAGAACGAAGAAGAGUGGCAUCGUGACGAGCCCUCCUUCAGCCAAAUAAGCGAUGACUUUGGCGGGGGCCAGCUUGGCAACUAUGGUGACGAGGAAGAGGAAGAAGAAGGGGCAGAGGCCAGUGGUGGUGAAGAUGACGACGACGAAGCCGAAGAUGACGAAGAUGGCGAGGAAGAAGAGGAAGGAGACUCCUCUCGCCCCCAAAAGAAGUCCAUUGAGGUGAAAAUCCAGAAGUCGAGAUCCGGCAAGGGUCUCUACUUCUUGGAUGCGAAGAAUCGCAAGAAGAAGACUACGAAGAAGGAGUGGACAAAGAUCGAAGGUGGCUAUAUGCUUCCAGGGAAGAAACACGUUUACUUCGCAAAGAAGUUUCCCUAG